Messenger RNA from Penicillium expansum, 1068 nucleotides. RefSeq lists its product as uncharacterized. The transcript has 3 exons. Lineage: Eukaryota; Fungi; Ascomycota; Eurotiomycetes; Eurotiales; Aspergillaceae. The coding region runs from base 1 to 1068 and encodes 355 amino acids. The record is from RefSeq and is a predicted model, not a curated record.
AUGACCGACCUCCAGGAGGACUACGGACCAGCGCUAUGGGUGGUGAAUACGAUCUUCAUUGCAUUGUCCACAUUCGCUGUUGUUGCCCGUUUUGCAGCUCGACGACUGCAAAAGUUGUCUCUCGGUGCAGAUGACUGGAUUAUCUGCGUAGCCCUUUUCUGGAACUGGCUAUUAUACGGGAUAUUCGUGGGAUGUCGCAUUAAUGGCCUCGGCAAGCAUCGAGAAACCCUCUCACCAGAAAAAGUCGCUAUAUUCGCAGAACUCCUCUACUUCUUCCAGAUCUUCUACGUGCUCGCCCCCCCGACUGUGAAGCUAGCACUCCUUUUUCUGUACCGACGCAUUUUCCAGCAUUCGAGCUUCUUGCGAGUUGUCAACGGCAUGAUCAUUUUCAUCUCUGUGUGGACAAUUAUCAUGACUUUCCUCGCCAUUUUCAACUGCAAGCCGAUUAGCGCCUUCUGGACGACAGAGGGAACUUGUCUUAACUUCAAGCAAUUUGCUAUCGGCUACGCAAUUGUAAAUAUUAUCAGUGAUUUUGCGGUUUGGCUGAUGCCAAUUCCAAGAGUGUGGGAAAUCCAGCUUCCGAAACCACAGAAGAUUGCUCUAUCCCUGAUUUUUGCAUUAGGUCUUUUUGAUUGCGCUGCAGCAAUUGGCCGCCUUCUGCUCUCGAUGCUUGUCCUGGGCGAGUACGACUCCACAUGGCUCUACGCAAAGGGAUACAUGUGGUCCAUUAUCGAAGUUUCAACGGGCAUUAUCUGCACAUGUCUGCCAACGAUGCGAAUACUUUUGAAGACAUUCUUCGGUGGCGCUUUUGCAGGAAUCUUCGGCAUGUCCAGCGUGAAGGCCAGCCGUCUGCCAUCAAGCAAUACACCGUGGUCUAGAACAAAGGAGUAUCAUGAUGAGAUUGGGGGAAGGUCGGUGGAGGUCUCUUCUAACGCUCAGCAUACAAAAAAUGAUUGUGAAUCGCAUGAUGCAGAAUGGGACACGAGCUCCCGGCGGAUUCUGGUGACCGAGGAGGUAAACAUUGAACUUCAGCCAGCCAAACACAGGGCAUCUAUAAGCUUGACUUAA